UGGCCGUUAUUAAGAGUGUUAGUGCUCAGGCUUCUGGUUCUUGUGUUUCUGUCCACAGCUGCAGGGCUCCAUUAUGGUGGCCUCUGUCCUCCAGAUUCUUGUUGGUUUCUCUGGCCUCAUCGGGUUCCUCAUGCGCUUCAUCGGGCCCUUAACCAUUGCCCCCACCGUGUCUCUGAUAGGCCUGGCUCUGUUUGACUCGGCGGGAGUAAAAGCUGGCAGCCACUGGGGUAUUUCUGCUUUGACGACGGGGCUGAUCAUCGUGUUCUCUCAGUACCUCCGUCUCAUACCGAUUCCUGUUCCCUUGUGCUGCAAAAACAAGAAAAGGAAAACCGCAAAGUUUUACAUCUUCCAAACCAUGCCUGUAUGACGUCUCCUGCUGUGAUUCGCAUGUCACUCGGGGCUAAAAUGUCGACAUCAGAGCUCUAAUCCAUACUAAUUUUAGAUGUCAAUUAGAUUCUGCUGGGCAUCACCAUCUCGUGGUUAGUCUGUUACCUCCUCACCAUAUCUGAUGUCCUGCCGUCUGAUUCUGCUCGCUACGGUUACCUG
Poecilia latipinna (sailfin molly) is the source of this 546-nucleotide messenger RNA. Its product is annotated as solute carrier family 23 member 2-like. Gene Ontology annotation, molecular function: transmembrane transporter activity. Gene Ontology annotation, biological process: transmembrane transport. NCBI's taxonomy places the organism in Eukaryota, Metazoa, Chordata, Actinopteri, Cyprinodontiformes, Poeciliidae. The transcript has 2 exons. Gene Ontology annotation, cellular component: membrane. The coding region runs from base 74 to 367 and encodes 97 amino acids. The record is from RefSeq and is a predicted model, not a curated record.